Aspergillus saccharolyticus JOP 1030-1 is the source of this 1479-nucleotide messenger RNA. RefSeq names its product putative FAD dependent oxidoreductase. The record is from RefSeq and is a predicted model, not a curated record. Lineage: Eukaryota; Fungi; Ascomycota; Eurotiomycetes; Eurotiales; Aspergillaceae. Gene Ontology annotation, molecular function: N,N-dimethylaniline monooxygenase activity; flavin adenine dinucleotide binding; NADP binding. Bases 1 to 1479 code for a protein of 492 amino acids. The transcript is spliced from 5 exons.
AUGACCCGCCAGAUCCAGCACGUCGCUGUUAUCGGGGCCGGCAUCAGCGGCGUCACAUCGGCAGGCCAUCUGCUCGCUGCAGGCAUCAACAUCACUGUCUUCGAGCGCAACCAUGCUGCAGGCGGUGUGUGGCUCUAUGAUGAGCGAAAGCCGCUUGAACCGAAUUAUCCGUCCACGAAGCCUUCCAUAUCCGAGAGACAUAGGGAAGGCGACCAGUUUGCUGAGCAGUUACUCCUCUUGGAGCAUGCUCCUCCUGGACCCUGUUAUGUCGGCCUGAAAAACAAUGUCGAGACGACGUUGAUGCGGGUGAAGCUGAACGCGUGGCCUGAGGGCACACCGGAGUUCGUCAGUCACAAGGUGAUGAAGGAAUACAUACAGGAUACCUCUCGGAAGGCUGGAGCUGAUGGGGUCACAAUCUAUGGUGCCCGGGUGACCAGUGUACGUAAGGAUGGGCACAAGUGGCAUGUUACUUGGACGACUCUUCAAGAGGAAGAAAAGUUGGACAGCCUGAGGGAAUACGAAGAAACAGCUACAUUCGACGCGGUCAUUGUGGCCUCUGGUCACUACCAUGCGCCCCGCGUGCCGGACAUUCCGGGGCUUUCAGAAACAAAGACAAGAUGGCCCGCGCGGAUUAUCCACUCCAAAGGCUACAGAAGACCCGACGCAUACAAAGACAAGAACGUCUUACUCAUUGGAGGAGGGGUAUCAUCCACGGACGUUGCAAAGGAGCUCGGACCAUUUGCUCGACGGGUCUACCAAAGCACGCGAAACGGCUUGUUUGAUUUGCCCUCCAGCGUUCUCCCUGAUAAUGCGGUGAGGGUUGGCGAGGUGGAAAGCUUCGAGAUCACUAGCAAGGACGAGAUCGUAUCCGACGAUCAACCACUCCCGCUAAACAUCCAUCUCAAGUCCGGACAAAAGCUCUGCGAGAUAGACCAUGUGAUUAUCUGCACCGGGUACCAUAUCACCUUGCCUUUUUUGUCGGAGCUCCAUGACGACGCGACACCGGCCGAUCAGGCUGACGAGACGAUCCUGGUCACCGAUGGAACACAGGUGCACAACCUUCACAAGGACAUCUUCUACAUCCCAGAUCCCACUCUGGCAUUCGUGGGCGUGCCGUACUACACCGCGACGUUUACUCUGUUCGAGUUCCAGGCUAUUGUCGUCGCGAACGUGUUCGCAGGCAUAGCCGAGGUGCCACCUACGGAGGACAUGCGGGAGGAGUAUGCGGAGAAGAUCCGGACGAAAGGCAGCGGCAAGACUUUUCAUUCACUCAAGGACAUGGAAGAGAUCUACGUGGAAGAUUUGAUGAGCUGGAUUAAUGGGUAUAGAGAAAGGCGCGGUCUCCCUGCCAUUGGCGGCCAUACUGAGACCUGGCAUGCGGCCAAAGCGAUCCAGCGAGAACGAGUCAAGGGUCUAAUUGGUGGGGGUAGCUCGAGACGUGAUAGUGGUGUUGGCGAGCAGUGGGUUUCCUGUCACUAA